Messenger RNA from Uranotaenia lowii, 2014 nucleotides. It is a transcript of the gene PIG-T, whose product is annotated as GPI transamidase component PIG-T. The record is from RefSeq and is a predicted model, not a curated record. Gene Ontology annotation, biological process: attachment of GPI anchor to protein. NCBI's taxonomy places the organism in Eukaryota, Metazoa, Arthropoda, Insecta, Diptera, Culicidae. The transcript is spliced from 2 exons. Gene Ontology annotation, cellular component: GPI-anchor transamidase complex. Bases 107 to 1903 code for a protein of 598 amino acids.
GAAAAACGGAACACGCAAGCCAUCCACCCGCAUUCUUUUGCUAGCGCAUCAGGGAGCGGUUCCGGCGGAAAUUACUCGAGUGUUUGCGGACAAAUAUCUGGAUAUAAUGGCCAAAUUAGUUGGCCCGUUGCUACUGUUGCUGGUGUCAAUCGUCGUCGGAAGCGUUCGCUGCUCUUUGUCAUCCGGCUUCAGUGACACGUUCGACGAGGAGCUGCUCAUCAAACCACUACCGGAUGGGUUCAUCUACAGCUACUUCCAGUUUACGACUCGCUGGGAGCUGGACCGAAACGAUAGCCUCCUGCACACCCACUUGGUCUCCCGUUCCCUGGCCGAACUCUUUCUCCAUUACCACAUCGGGGAGCUGCAUUUGAGCUUCACCAGUGGCAUCUGGCGCUACGAACAGUGGGGCUUCCCGGUCAUCGAUGCCGGACCAGGAGCGGAAGUUUGGGCCUGGUUCGAUCCACCGGCGGACGAUGCUGAAGUGGACGCUCGCUGGAAGCAACUUUGCGGAACGCUUUCCGGACUAUUUUGCGCCUCGCUUAGCUUUGUGGACCAAACCAAUACCUUUAGGCCCGAAUUUUCUCUAAGACCGCAGACGUAUCGGUUUGCUGGUGGUGCGGAACCUAAAAUUCGCUAUGCUGCUUUGCCGAGGGAGGUUGUUUGCACCGAAAACUUGACACCCUGGAAAAAGCUGUUACCCUGCAAGUUGAGGGAAGGUUUUGCCUCUUUGCUUACACCGGAUCACGUUUAUUCGGGUAACUACCACUCGCUAUCGGUUCACAUGAGAAAGCUCUGUGCGGACAAAAAGUGUUCGGAGUUCCUAUUGGAGGUCAGGCAAAGUGUAAGCUUAGUUCAAGAUCAACGAUUAUUCGGAGGUAAAGAUUGGUCCAUUAGAAAACUGUACGGCCAAGGCGCUGAAGGAGCUUGUGUGCUGGCGGAUAGCAGUAAAGUCUAUGUAGAUGUCACCGAUCGAGACUACGACAUGACUCAGAAACCUACGAAUAUCGUACACUCAACAAGAGGAGGAUCGAGUUCCGUAUUCUACGAGUAUGACAUAAAGCAGUACGAGAAAAAGCAAAGAAUGUUCAAUGUAGCAGCCAUCGAUAAACGAGACCCCAAUAUCAUAUCGUUGACUCCACCACCUCCUAUCUACUCCAAGCGAUUUAUUUCCGGUGUAGGUCAGGAACGUGGCCGAAUAGUAACGAGAAUCACAAACGCCCACUGGUCCGAUUUAAACCUUCUCAUAUUCGAAAACAUUCCAUGGUUUGUUCCCAUCUAUCUUCACACGCUUAAAAUUACCACCAAAGACGACCACAAAAUCCACCCACAAACAGUCAAAUACAUUCCCGGUCGUCAACGAGAGCGCCCUUCGCAGCUGGAAAUCGCCUUCACUAUCCCAAAGCGCAGCACCGUCGAACUUUCCUUCGACUUCGACUACAUCUUCCUGAAAUGGCAAGAAUAUCCCCCAGACGCCAGCCACGGUUACUAUCUGCAACCAUCGAUCAUCUCUGUAAUGCUUCCGGUAGCACGCAACUACACUUCUCUCCCACGGGAGGCCUCCCUGCUUCGGGAUUCCUUCAACGCUAGUCAAGCCAACGGCUACUUCCUACAAAUCCGAACUGAAGCGCUACUGCUAACGCUUCCUAUCCCCGAUUUCAGUAUGCCGUACAACGUGAUCUGCCUGGCGUGUACCGUGGUGGCGCUCGCUUUCGGCCCGAUCCACAACAUCUCCACCAAGAAAAUUGUAGCCAAGAGCAAGGAGACCAAAGCUAAGCCGAAAAUGAUGGAUAAAAUAAAAGGAUUGUUUGGACGGAAGAAAAAGACUUGCACCGAGGAGACUGAGGAGGUAACGCAGCUGGACGAUAAGACUGCUAACGAUGAGCAUGCGCCCAAAGCCGAGUAAAGAUGAUUUCAGCUUUUAUCAAAGUUUAGGUUUAAGCUAUUUCUAACAAUUGGUAUUUAGUGAGUCGUUUCUAAGUCAUUAUUGAGUGAAAUACAGGAGUUUUAGAACUUA